This is a messenger RNA of Sporisorium graminicola, 1284 nucleotides long. RefSeq lists its product as uncharacterized. Gene Ontology annotation, molecular function: nucleic acid binding. The transcript has a single exon. Lineage: Eukaryota; Fungi; Basidiomycota; Ustilaginomycetes; Ustilaginales; Ustilaginaceae. The record is from RefSeq and is a predicted model, not a curated record. Bases 1 to 1284 code for a protein of 427 amino acids.
AUGGGACUGUCAGGACCUAAGCAGAAGCAGCGUCUCGUCGGCUCUGCUAGCACACGCAACACGGCAUGGCUCAACGACGCAGCCGCGCCAGGUCAGCGCAUGCUCGCACAGAUGGGCUGGUCCGCCGGUCAGAGUCUCGGUCUCACCAUGCCUGGUCUUACCGAGAACCUGAAAGUGGCCUACAAGAUGGACAACAAGGGUAUUGGGGCUCAGAGACACGAGCGAGACGCGAGAGCCAAUGGCAAGGAUAUCUGGGUUGGUGGUGGUGGCGAUCUGGGAAGCUUGUUUGAACGUCUCAAUGCUGCCAACGCUGCUUCUUCGUCGUCGUCGGCUGUGGCUUCGUCUUCUUCUUCAGCAGCUGAAGGCGAUGACGCCGAAGCGGAAAAGAAGAGCAAGAAGAGCAAGAAGGAUAAGAACAAGAAAGACAAGAAAUCGAAAAAGGACAAGUCGAGCGAGGAAAAGUCGUCCAAAAAGCGAAAGCAUGACGACGCGGACGACGCAGCCGACGACAAGAAGAGCAAGACCAGCAAAAAGAGCAAGAAGGACAAAAAGGACAAGUCCGAGUCCGAGUCCAAAAAGAGCAAGCGAGCGCUAGAAAAGCAGAAAGCCGACGCCGUAGCAGCUGUAGCAGGCGCAGAUCCGGCCCUCGCGAAGGACCCAGCAGCCAUCGACGAGAUCAAAAAGGACGUUGUACAGGGGCGGCCCAUACGAUUGGCACAUCGAGCCAAGUUCUUGCGCGCCAAACGCAUGGUCUCUGCCAACGAUCUCGCCAGCGUCAAUGAAAUCCUCGGCAUUUCGUCGACGCCUUCUUCCUCUGCAGCCGGCACCCCCAAAGCGACGUCCGGUACGUCGACGCCGACUUUGGCACCCAAGACAUUCCCAGGGCCCGGUGGCAGCGAGGUCCCCCUGAUGGAUGUAGACCGACGCCUGGAAGCCGAACAAGACAGCAAGACCGACUUGUCAGACGACGACGACAACGGCAAGAAGAGCAAGAAGAAGGACAAGAAGGACAAGAAAGAGAAGAAGGAUAAGAAAGACAAGAAGAAGAGCAAGAGCAGCUCUUCCGCUGAUGCUGCAGCCACACCAGCGGUAGACGAUGCGAAAGCGGCUGCGGCUGUUGCAGAGGAGAAAGAAAAAGCGACGCAGAUCGGAACCAACUCGCAAGGACUCUUCGUCUUCGAAUACCUCAACCGACGCCUCAUGAUCCGCAAAGCAGCGAUUGCCAAACAGAAGAAGGCCGAACAGGAGGCCAUAUUUGCGCGCGCUGCUCGGGUGGGCGCUUAG